This is a messenger RNA of Sitophilus oryzae (rice weevil), 2050 nucleotides long. RefSeq names its product sialin-like. The transcript has 8 exons. Gene Ontology annotation, molecular function: transmembrane transporter activity. Gene Ontology annotation, biological process: transmembrane transport; monoatomic anion transport. Lineage: Eukaryota; Metazoa; Arthropoda; Insecta; Coleoptera; Curculionidae. Bases 474 to 1952 code for a protein of 492 amino acids. The record is from RefSeq and is a predicted model, not a curated record. Gene Ontology annotation, cellular component: plasma membrane.
GCAGUUGCCGGCAGAUCAGACAGAAGCAACAGAAACACAGACUUACUUCACUGUACGCUCGCCAAACAAACACAGUCUGUUUUGUAUCGGUCGGUACGAAAUCAAUGAGGGGAGUAUCACAUGCUUCCAGUACUUCCUCCUUUAAAUUAUUAUCAAAUCCUUUAAAACAAACCUACUUAAUAAUUUAUUUUUAAAUAAAAACACCGUUUGUUUUUAGUCUGUUAAUUUCUCAACGCGUAAAACAAUUGAUGCGAUUUAUUUUGUCAGUUAUUAUCAGAAAUGUGUAAAAUUCGGUGUGGCUGUUUACAAAAAUCGGAAAUAGCAUGUGAUUAUUUAUUGUUUGUUUAAAUAAUUUGGUGUGGCAGUGUGCUGAAAUGUGAAACGCGAAAUUUGAGAAGACCAUCAGCAAGGAUAUAGCAAAAAAUUUAGAUUUUAUGUGAGAUAUUUUUGAAUAGAAAGAAGAACCACUGAAAAUGGCAAAAAUACCAACAAGAUUUUGGAUUGCCGUCAUGGUGUUUGCCACAACCUACAUCAACUACACAACAAGGAGCAACAUGUCAAUAAGUAUUACCUCUAUGGUAGCCAGGUCAAAAGAGAAGGCAGUACCUGAAUGUAAAAGAAAUGAAUCACAUAUCGAGGGUGGGAACCAUACAGUAAAAUCUUUACCAAACUAUGGGCCAAGGUAUGAUUGGAACGAAGAUAUACAAGGCUUUAUCUUAGGAUCAUAUUUUUGGGGUUAUGUGAUAUCGAGCGCUCCUGGAGGUUUUAUAGCUGAAUGGUUGGGACCUUUUAACACAAUAUUCUACACACAAAUAGUCACUGCCAUUUUCAACUCUUUGUGUGUAUGGGGAGCUGAGUGGCACUAUGGAUUUUUGAUAUUUUGCCGAUUUAUUUUGGGUUUAAUGGCGGGAACUAUUUACCCAGCUCUACAAUGCCUCAUAGCUCGCUGGGCUCCUCCAGCCGAAAAGGGCAAAUUCGUAAGUGCCCUUAUGGGCAACACCCUGGGCACAUGCCUCACCUGGGUCCUGGUGGGUAUGAUCACCGCAGCCGUUGGAUGGGAUUGGGGGUUCCAUUUCUUGACCGUACAAAUCGGGGUGUAUUGUCUGGUAUUCUGGUUCGUGGUGGCCGAUAGUCCUGACCAACACAAGUGGAUCACCGAAGAAGAGAAGGAUUUUAUCAAAAAGUCACAGGCAAAGACUGUGUCCAAAGCCAAGGUCGUACCACCUUACUGGAAAAUAUUCACUUCCAUACCGUUUUGGGCAUUGUGCAUUCUGCAUUUUGGUAAUUUAUGGGGACUUUACCUUCAAAUCACUGGAGUACCAAAAUUCAUGGUAGAGGUCAUCGGAUUUAAUAUCAAGGCUUCUGGUGGUUUAGCCGCUUUACCCCAUCUUCUCAGAAUGUUCUUCGGAAUAGGAUUUGGAUACAUAGGCGACAAAAUCAAGUCGAAAAAACUAAUAGGCACUACUUUAACCAGAAAGCUUUUUGUAAUUUUCUCUCAUAUUGUCCCAGGAAUAUUGCUGAUGUGUAUGACGUUAGUCAAAUGUGACUACAUAGGAGCUGUUCUUAUAUUAAUCUUCAGCAUGUCCAUCAAUGGAGCAGCUGUAAUAACCAAUUUACAGAAUGCUCAAGACUUGGCACCUAACUUUGCCGGAACUAUUUUUGGAAUUAUCAGUUUGAUAGGUGGUACUACUGGUUUUAUAACACCAGCAGUUACAGGAGCAUUAAUGGCAGAAAAUAAUGGUAUACACGAAUGGUCCCAAAACUUUAUUAUCGGAGGCAGCGUCUACGUUGGAUGUGGAUUGUUCUUCAUAUUAUUCGGAACAUCCGAAAUGCAAUCAUGGAACAGUAAAACUCCUGUCAAAGAUACUGAAGAAGGAGUCUCAUUCAAGGAAGUUGACGAGCAGGACGAUGAGAAGCAAAAACCAAACGAAACAACCAAAUUAAAUUCGUAGACUGUUAAGUUGUGCAUUUUUGUGUGAAUGUAUUUAGUGUGAAAUAGUUUAAAGUGUAAAUUAUUUUUAAUAAUAAUAUAAAAGACUUAUCAUUUUUA